UUCACUUUCAAAACAUCAUCUUCGAGUACCGGAAGUUCAUUUUCAAGUCCAGCCCGACAUUGCACAAGCUUUUAGAUAAGCUACUUCCGGGAUUUUUUUUUAUUGUUGAUGUAAAUCCCUUUGAUCCUUUUGUUCAUAUAUGAGAAGAUAAUGGAACCAGCUAGUUCUAACCAAUCAAAAGGCAGUAUAUUCUGUAACAAAGUAAAGACGUUAUUGAUGAGAGCAUGGAGAGAGCGUUGGCAGGAUAACCAUUGGGGAGUUAUGUUAAAGAAGAUGUUGCUUGAUGUACCUGGAGAAGCAAAAGAAUUGACAGAAAUUUUAAUGCAGCAAGCCUUAGUUGGACCAAAUCCAAAUAAUCUGAUUUUAUCAUAUCUGAAGCACAGUGUUACUUCCCAGGUUAUACCUUACAAUACUGCAUUAGGACUUAUAACAAAAUAUGAUGAAUUCUCUAAACCUUACUGUAUACUAGGUCUCAUCAAUAUGGUGGAAAAUAUUGCCACAAAUUUCAGUUUUGUUGCAAGUAUGGAUAAUGGUCUAACCACUUGCCGCUGUUUGCAAAGUACCAUACACUGGUUACUGAUAGAUAUAUUACAAUCACAACAGAGAGUAAAGGAGUCGAGGCAACCACAACAGGAAUACAUCUCUAUCAUUGAUAGAGCCAGUACAGCUAUACAGAAAAUUAUAGAAUUACCAACAGUACAAGCAUUACUAUAUGUGGCUAUGUCAGAUGACAUGGAUAAAUUUAGAGAAUUUGAACAAACAGAAGUGAAUGUACGUGGAACAUUGAGUCAGAUACACAAUGAUGCUUUACCAGCCCCGGCUAGACAGAAAGUGACAGCAAUGUUAAAUUCAUUGUCAAAGAUACAAGAAUUUGCACCUCCAAGUCAGGCAGUAUUAGAAGUGACUACCUUACCAAUAUGUCCAUCCAUCAGUGUGUUAGUUGCCAUAGAAGCCAUACUGAACCCAACCAAUGAUAUACAGCCAUUUGCAGAACAAAUAUCUGUUACAGAGAAACUCAUGAAGUUGACACGGCCCUAUCUAUAUAGUGAGUUGAUUAGGGCCUGUUUCAUGGGUCUUAUAGAUGCUAAUGAAAAGGAUAAUGAAUUAAACUGGGCUGCUUUCACAUACCUAAAGCUUCCACAAGUAGUUGUAAAGAUGAACCAGCAGGCUCCAAGAAAUGAUUUCAGUACAGAUAUAGAGCAAGGCAUAGAUCUACUUCUUAAUUCUGUUCCUCUUUUGGACUUGACUGAUAUUAAACUAAAUUGUGAUUGUGUUCAGUUUCUGUUACUAGAGUUUACUAAGCAUGAUCUGAUUACUGAGAGCCAGUCUCAAAGACUCUUACAUAGAAGGAGCACUGAAUCUGAGAAACCUUCCAAGGCCAGUGAUGUUGCUACAAAACCUACUCCUAGCCUAAUUAUUAAGGCUGAACCUACAGUUGGCAGUAUCUUAAAGACUCUGCAUACAAAUGUCUCUGCUCUGAACAGCUCCAGUGCAAAUACAUUAGAUGCUGACUGUUCUAAGAACCAAGAAGCUUUAAUCAGUGUAUUGUGUCACAUGUUAUCGGGGAAAAGUUUUGAUCUCAUCAUAGCUGCUGCUGCUGCAAACGGAACAUUACAGAAUUUUGCUGUCAAACUUGUCAAGAUAAAUGAGUAUGCUAAACAAGUACAACAAACCCAAGGGGAGAGUUCUAAAGCAGCUCAGAACAGGGCAUUGCUGUUUGAUAUCUCUUUCCUGAUGUUAUGUCAUAUCACACAAUUAUAUGGAUCAGAAAUAGUAACUACAGCCCCUGAUUUCUUUGACACAUUUUUCUAUCAGUGGGCCACACAGUGUUUACCUGAGGAUAGUAAAUAUAAGUGUAUAGAUAACCACACACCUACAGAACAAAAUAAAGUGGACCAGUUACUUGGUAAUCUGCUAAAAGCACAUGAACUGAAUUACAUUAUGACCAGGUGGCAAGAAAUGUGUACCAACAUGCCAUUUGUGGCACAAGAAAUUCUGUUUGCAUGGGAACAUGGUGCCUUAUCUCCUGACAAUGUAAAGACAAUGGUUAACAGAAGUAAAAGUAAAAUGCUAUGCCUCCCUAUCAUCAUGUCAACAUGGUUAUGUAGUUAUAUGAAUACAGUAGGGGAGGAGUCUAGAGAGAAGCCAUUAAAGAUGCUCCAAUUCUUACAGAAUAUCAAUCCUACAGAGGGCGAAAAUCAUUUUAUUGAAAGAUCCCACUUGAUGUCAAAUAUCCUGAGGAAAAUUGUCAAUGAUAUUCUGCCUGUUAACAUGAAGGAUAAGACCAAUCAACACAUACCACUGAAACUGUUACCCUGUGAAGUUCUAGACAAAUGUCUCAAGAAUCUGUUCAGUAAAGGGUGGAUAGAUAUGCAGAGUGUUUAUACACUGGAACAACUUCUCAACCUUUGUGGUGGAGAUUGGUUCAGUGAUAGGGCAGUUAUGUGUAUGUUAGAAGGAAGUCGUUUAGAAGAUCUAAACAAAGCUUUAAGUAUAGUAUAUGCUAUAUUUUAUAUGGAUUUAGAACCUCUGACCUUAAGUCUGAUUCUGCAUACCAUACCUAAGUUUCUACAGUCAUCACAACAUACUAAUCUCCUGACAGAUCCCAGGGGUUAUAUACUGGCAAAGUUAUGUGUCAUGUGUAUAACAUCAGCACAGACAGCCAAGACAGCGGAAAAAGAUAUAAUGUCUCACUUAAGGAGAGGAAGAAAAAGAUCAAGAAAGGAAGUAGAAUUAGAUGAAAUGGAAGAACCAGAAUGUCGUCCAGUUAAACGUAGUAAGACAAUGGAGCCUGAGUUAACGUUAGAUGCAGAAGGAUUUAACUUUGGAGAGUCCAGCACACAAGAUUUCUUGACAGCCAAAGAAGAUGGAGAGACAUCGCCAACAUUUGAUGCUAAAGACCACUUAAAUAAGGCACUUGUUAAUAUGUUCCGAUUGAUGAAUGCUAUAAGUCAGGAGAGGAGUGUGGGUCCACAAAUCAGUUUCAUUGUGUCCUUUAUAGAAGAAGCCAUCAAAUGUGGACCACAGUAUUCAAGAGGUAUCCUGCAGUUUAUGCCUCCUCAAAUGCUGAGUCAGAUCAUGAGAAACAUGCCUGCUGUGUUCACAAAUCAACAGAUACUUCACAUCUGUGACCUUUCAACGUUGACAGGAAGGAAGUGGGCUGCUAAGGCUGUGUGUCAAAAUGCAAGAUAUAAACAUGACUAUGUAAAUAUAGACAGAAACAGCUGAAUAUCAGAUUUAUUUAAAUGUUGAACUCACUAGCUUGAUUUUUAAUCAAGAAUUCUGAUCUUUCAGUAGCAUGUGCAAUGUGACUAGAAACUUUCAUUUGUUUCUGAAGCAUCGUGAUCAUAGUGUAUGAGGAACUAUAUCUAUACCAGAAUGUGUUCAAUACUGUUGUCAAUUCAUAAUUAUGUAUGUUAGGCAGACGUGCAUAAUGAAAAGUAGUAAAUUAGAAGUUGUAUGAUCUCUUCCAGUAAAUACAAAGGCAACACUAGAAUAGUACUUUUUGUACCAGUUUUGUAUCCACUACAGUUUCUGCAGAAUUUGACUGUAUUUGAGAAAUGUUUUGAGAAUCUUUUUUUUCUUAAGCAUUUGCUUCUAUAGAAUCUGUUGCAUAAUUGUACUGGUGCCAUUAAAUUGUCAUAAAUAUGAAAUAAAUGAAGUGCUAUGGUU
Mytilus trossulus (common blue mussel) is the source of this 3672-nucleotide messenger RNA. RefSeq names its product mediator of RNA polymerase II transcription subunit 24-like. NCBI's taxonomy places the organism in Eukaryota, Metazoa, Mollusca, Bivalvia, Mytilida, Mytilidae. Gene Ontology annotation, molecular function: transcription coregulator activity. The transcript has 25 exons. The record is from RefSeq and is a predicted model, not a curated record. Gene Ontology annotation, cellular component: mediator complex. The coding region runs from base 151 to 3228 and encodes 1025 amino acids.